UCAGUUCGCUCGCGACGUUAGCAUCGUCCGGUUGUGGCGCCAUCGUAUUCCCUUCUCCCUCGGUUCUCGCUCUCUCGCGCGCGUGGGGCAUUGUCUCAGAGGAACGAUCACCUGGUUCCUGGCGCAUCCGUGAGUCCAUCGAGCGCCGAAAACGACGCGUCUUCUCCCGUGGUGCACGCUGUGUGUUGUGGUUUCCUCGGCGGUCGAGUUUUCGUCGACCGUGUACCUCUCGUCCGGAGCAACAAGUGAGCACGUGGAAAAUACGCGGCUCCGCCGGUGAGUCGAGAUCAUCUCCGUCGGGGAAGCCCGGCUGAAACGUCGAUCUCGCGCGCGGGAAGAUCGGCUUCGCGCAGCACGAGCUGCAGCGCCAGUGCGCGAACGGUCACGGAAUUGAAACGGGGUCACGUGAUAAAAACGAUCGCGCACGGAAGUUGGCGUCUUGCGAUUCUCGCGAAGUGAACCGCGCCAAGUUCGCGCCGAACACACGGCGGAGCGGGUCGCGCGCGGGUGGCCGCGGGAAGAUUCUCCGAGCUCUCGUCGUGGGCUCGUCGAGAGAUCGUCUGUGCCGAUUAAUCAUCCGUGAAACUCGUUAACUUGGUGCGUACCUGGAGUGGAUCGACGAGUGUAUGACACCUCUCUCGGGACGCUGACCGUUGCGCGGACAUGGACGCGGUAGUGGCUCCGAGAAUCGUCGCGUCGAACGAAGAGAGAAGCACGACGUACCGACUCGUCACGUAAGCCAGGGGUGGGUUCACAGUGAUCGGUGACAAGUCCCUUGGAAGACUCGCGCGAGACUCGUCGAUCGUCAACGUCCGGAACAGCGCAGCAAGUUUCCCCGCCGACCGGAGUGGUGCGCGAAGCGACGCGUUGCGACGCAAGACGAGUGCGAGAAGCGAUCGGGGAUUUUGCUCUUUUUCCCGAUUGAUGAUUGUGUAAGCGUCGUCUGGUCAAUGGUCGUCUUUGUUCAGCUCGUAUCUGGAAUUGCGGGGACUCUCCUGGACCAUGGCUGCCGCGAGGAGGCUCGCGGACGCGGUGACUCUCGUCGUCGUCGUUCUGCUCAUCUUGCACCGCGACCUGCACGCUGUUCAAGCGCGCGGAUUUCGGCGCAGCCUCAAUCACGUUCCAGCUUCGACCUUUAAAAACAGUAGCCUCUUCCCGCCUAUAUUCAACGUCGCCGCGAAAGCGGAGAUUUACGUGAACGCGACAUGCGGCGAACACGGUCCGGAAACGUUUUGCAAGCCCUCGGAACCGUCGAGAUGCGCCGUCUGCGACUCCAGGAGCCCGGAUGCCGGCAAGAGGCAUCACAUUAGCAACGUCCUGCAUCUGAAUUCUGGCAGGUGGUGGCAGAGCCCGACGAUAGCUAGAGGCGAUCGCUAUGAAUAUGUGACGAUUCUCCUGGAUCUCAAGCAGGUCUACCAAGUGGAGUACGUAAUAGUGAAGGCUGCGAACUCGCCGAGACCUGCCGCCUGGAUCCUUGAGAAGUCCUUGGACGGUGAAAAUUUCCUUCCCUGGCAGUAUUACGCGCCGAGCGACGAGGAAUGCUGGCUGAGAUAUUCGACGUCGCCCGCCCUGGGCAAAGCCAUUUUCAUCAACGACGACGAUAUCAUAUGCACCAGCCAACAUUCCAAGCAGACUCCUAUGGAAAACGGCGAGAUCCACACGUAUUUGGUGAGCGGUCGGCCCGGGGCUCUUAGUCACAGCUCGACUCUCUUGGAAUUCACCCAGGCGAGAUACGUCCGACUGCGUCUUCAGGGGCUUCAGCGCAGCGUCGAGUCGUCCGCCGACAAAAGGCAGGCCUUUUACUCUAUAAAGGAAAUCAACAUCGGGGGCCGGUGCCCGUGUUCCGGACACGCGGCGCGAUGUCGGCACAGCGUGCAUCACGGGAUGACGCGUAUUCGCAGCGGACGCAUAGGUGCGCGCGUACGUUCGAGAACGCGGCUACUUCGCCCCGGCGAGAAUCUGAUAAGCGCAUUUCGCGUUAUCCCUCAGCAUCAGGAAUGCGAGUGCGAGCGCCACACGUGCGGCGAAAGAUGCGAAAAAUGCUGCCCCAUGUACAAUCAGAUCCCGUGGAGGCCCGGCACCGCCGACAAGGGCUUUCGCUGCGAGGUGUGCAACUGCAACGGGCAUGCCACGUCCUGCAGAUACGACCAGGAAGUCGACAGGAGGGGAAUGUCCAUGGAUAUCCACGGGGAAUACCGAGGCGGCGGCGUGUGCGUCAAUUGCACGAAGCACACGACUGGGAUCAACUGCGAGACAUGUGAGGUCGGCUACUACAGACCGAACGGUGUCGCACCCGAUGCACCGGAGCCGUGCGUACCUUGCAACUGCGACUCGCACGGCAGCACUGGUUACUGCACUCCUGAUGACUCGUACACCUCUGUGGGAAAGGUAGCAGGUGCUUGCGAAUGCAAGCCGGGCUAUUCGGGCUACAUGUGCAACCAAUGCGCGGCGGGCUAUCAACAGUUUCCCGACUGUAUGCCGUGUCCGUGCGAUUCUCGUGGGAUCUUGCCUUCCGACGACUGUGAGGGUGACUGUCUCUGCAAGACUAACGUUGCCGGGGAAUUUUGUGACCGCUGCAAACCCGGCUACUUUGCGCUCACGAAGAGUAACAUUGAUGGUUGCUCGCCCUGCUACUGUUUCGGCAGGACCGACCGCUGUACCAGCGCCAGAUUGUCGUACAAUAUGGUUUCCACGCUGGAGAACUGGUUGGUGACCGACAUGAACGCGUCCCGAGCAGUCGUUCCCACUUUGAUGACGGACGACGGAUGGUUAACCGUGACGGCAGACGAGGUCGAGUACAGCAGCCCUUUCUGGCUGGCGCCGCAGGUCUACAUUGGGAAUCUCAUAUCCUCGUACGGCAGCAAUCUCACGUACUCCGUUACGUGGGCAGUCAUACGAGGCGACAGCAGUGGCAAACCGACCAUCGAGCCCAACGUCAUCCUGAUUAGUAACAAUGGAUUGCGCAUCGCGUAUGGUGAGGAGCAGUACAGUAGCGUUAAAGCGGAGGUCUCGGUCUCUCUGCGAGAACACGGUUGGUAUCAUGUUCGGGACGAGAUCCGAGACAUUCCGACGAGAUUAAGAAGAACCGAAUACCGUGGCGAUCCUGUGACGAAGGCCCAGAUGAUGCGUGUCCUCGCCGAUCUGAAGCAUCUGAUGAUCAGGGCGAAAUACCAUUCGGAACAAAUCGAAGGAAAUCUUCAAUUUGCCGUAUUGACGACAGCCGAAUUGUCACCAGACGGCAAGAUCAACAAUCUAAUCGAAAAGUGUGAGUGUCCCGAGGGAUACGAAGGAUUGUCCUGCGAGAAGUGUGCUUGGGGAUACGCGAAAGUUAUUACCAAUAGCACCCAUUUCCAGGAUCAUCACAUAUGCGUGAAAUGCGAUUGCAAUGGUCACGUCGGGUCCUGCGACCUCCUAAUGGGCGAGUGCGGGACGUGUUUACAUCAUACGGUGGGUCCGAAGUGUGAUCGUUGCGCUGUGGGAUAUUAUGGUAUCGCAACGAAGGGCACUAGCGAAGACUGCAAGAAAUGUGCGUGUCCAUUGUUCAUCGAAUCUAACAAUUUUAGUCCGAGUUGUCAACUUGACGAUCCUACCGAUAUUAACAGUGGAUACGUGUGCACCCAGUGUCCGGAAGGAUACACCGACGAUCAUUGCGAAAGUUGUGACGUAGGAUUUUAUGGUAAUCCUUUGACUCCCGGUGGCACUUGCCAGCGAUGUCUCUGCAACGGCGGUGCUUGCGACCAAGAGACGGGCCGCUGCCUGGAAUGUCGCGGGAACACCGAGGGCUGGAAAUGCGAUCGAUGCAAGGAAGCGCACUUCGGCGAUCCCUUGAAGCUGAAUUGCAUGCCGUGCGACUGCUCGCCUCUCGGCAGCAAUUCGGCUCAGUGCGACCGGGUCACCGGUCAGUGUCCCUGCGGCUCUCUGUUCGCCGGUCGUGACUGCUCCUCGUGCAUCGAAGGCUACGGGAACGUGACCGCAGGUUGCCGUGAGUGCGACUGCGACGUGGGUGCCCUCGGCGGACUCUGCGACCCCGUGAGCGGCGUGUGCAGGUGCGCCCCAGGCGUCGUCGGCUCCCGCUGCGACCGCUGCGACGCGGACCACUACGGCUUGACAUCGGACGGCUGCAAAGGAUGCGGCUGCAACAACAUGGGCUCCAGCAGCUCCGCCUGCGACAUCGUCUCGGGUCAAUGUCAAUGCAAACCGCAGGUCGUCGGCAGGCAGUGCAACGAGUGCAAGAUUGGUUACUGGGGAUUAGCAUCGGGAACGGGCUGCGCGUCUUGCAGUUGCGAUCUUAUGGGAUCCCGCAACGUGUCCUGCCACAGCAACACAGGACAAUGCUACUGCAAGCCAGGCGUAGGCGGUACGAUCUGCGACACUUGUCUGUCUGGAUACUACGGAUUCUCGGCGAACGGAUGUCAGCUAUGCGACCCCUGCGUGCGACCCGGUCACGUGUGUGACCCUGACACCGGUCGCUGCGUCUGUCCCAGCCUGACCUAUGGCGAGCAUUGUGAUCGGUGCAGGCCCGGCGCCUGGAAUCUGGUGCCACGCGUCGGCUGCAGGCCCUGCGCGUGCACUCUCGGCACCACGCGACCGCAAUGUGACCACCAGGGCCAAUGUCCUUGCAGAAUCGGCUACGACGGGCUAAGGUGCGAGAGGUGCACCAAGGGUUACUACGGUUAUCCCAGAUGCCGGCCGUGCAGCUGCAAUGUGGCCGGCAUCACACAGUGCGGGGAUGGUGUCUGCGAGUGCGACGACAAGGGACAGUGUCCAUGCAAGGAACUGGUCGUCGGGCGACAGUGCGAUCAAUGUAAAGAGGGCACGUUUGGUCUCGCGACGAGUAACGCGAGAGGAUGCACCGAGUGCUUCUGCUUCGGAAGAAGCGCUUUAUGCCGCCAAGCUAGGCUCAGCUGGGGUCAACGUAGACUCACGCAUCCCCGUGUUCUCUACAUCAACGAGACGGUCCACGACAUCACGAUUACGAACUUCGGCGCCACGAAUGUGCUGCCGACGGUGAACGGCGGCUUGAACGUGACAAACGGCCUCUCCGUGAUCCCUGGGUCCGAUGGUGACGUCACGUUAUCCUCGAAUCUCUACUACAAUUAUCCUCUAUACUGGAAACUGCCGGAUUCAUUCCUGGGCGACAAGGUUGUCUCGUACGGAGGAUUCCUCCGCUUCAACGUUUCAACGGAAGGUGGGAUACCCCUGAGAACGAGUCUCCGGUAUCCUCUGGUGCAGAUGCAAGGGAACAGUAAGAUCGUACUGGAGUAUUAUCUGCGCGCACCAGUGAGCGAUGAAAAUCGCUACGAAAUCAGGCUCCACGAGUCGCUGUGGCAAUUGCAGAACAGGCCAGAUUACAAAGUCUCCAGGGAGGUGCUGAUGGUGGCGUUGCAAAACCUGCAGCACAUCCUCGUCAAAGCUUCGGAUAACAUCGAAUUCACAAGAACUACACUUCUGGAGGCGUCUCUGGACGCCGCCGUCCUCACGCCCACGCAUUCGCCGUCGCUGGCGAUCGGAGUGGAGAUCUGCGAGUGCCCAGCGGAAUACAACGGCACUUCCUGUCAGGAUCCGAGCAUCGGCUACUACAGGUGGCACAUGAACACCACCGCCACGUCCACCGGCGUGCUCGAUCUCGUCGGGCAAGCCAGACGCUGCCAGUGCAGCGGCAGAUCAGACGUGUGCGACAGGGAGACGGGAUAUUGCUUGAACUGCCGGGAGUACACGACCGGCGCACGGUGCGACGUUUGCGCGGACAGUUUCUACGGCCACCCGGAAUUCGGCGGCUGCAGGCCGUGCCCGUGUCCGCAGGUCGACAAGAGUUUCUCGAGCACCUGUGUGAUCCGCACGGGCAACGAACCCAUUUGUCACUGCAAGCCAGGUUACACCGGCAGAAAAUGCGAGUACUGCUCCUACGGCUAUUACGGCUCACCCAAUCUUCCGGACGGCAAGUGCGUCCCGUGCAAUUGCAACUUGGCAGGAAGUUUGAGCGACGCCUGCGACGGUGAGACGGGUCAGUGUAAAUGCCGGCCCGGUUCCACGGGUAGGGAUUGCUCCGAGUGCACGGCGUAUCGUCAUGUUUACAUAAACGACGUUUGCACUACGUGCGACGACAAUUGCACGGGAAUUCUGCUCGACACCGUCGAGACGUUAUCCGCAAAGCUGGCGGGGGGCACGAGUCACAUAGUGGACGGCAGCAUUCUGCCUCCGUGGGACGAAUUGGCGUACGUCAAUGCCAACGCUACCGAGUAUCUCGGGGAAUUGGAACUGCGAGAUCGCCUGCAACAGAGAAUGAAGAAUGUGCCCUGGCACCAGCACAUGAAACUCAUGAAGGAUGUCGAGGCUAUGCUGAGAAACGCGAACAUUCAUGCGAGACACGCCGAUACACUGAAAACCAGAAGCAGCGAUUUGAAGAACAACAUCUUCAGCUCGAAGAUUGAGAUCGAGAAGCUGCACAGGAAUAUCAAAGAUACGAUCUCACAGCUCAAUCAGUACAGUAGCGACAAUAAGAGGAUUGGUAUCAAGAAGGCCUUGAAAACCGGCAAGAUGAUCCUGAGUUAUCUCAAGUCCGUCGACAUCAGCAAGAGAACCAUGGAAGUCGAGGACUUCCUCGACGAGGUUGCCGAGUACGUGGCGUGGCUAAACUCGCUUGAGGACGCGACCGAGCCAUUAGCGGCCGCCCAGGACGACGCAGAAGAUUACGAGGUGAAGUUAAAAGACGUGAGAACGAUAGUGGAGGACACAAUGGAGACGUUGUUCAGCUAUGACGGCCUGUACAACAGUAUCAACAGGACGUUAGUCGAAACCAAACAGCAGUGCAUUCGUAUCGGCACGCUGCGCGACGAGACGAAUAAGUCAGUCGCCGAAGGGGAGGAUCUCGUGGACCAGGCUCGUGGCUUCCUCGUCGACGCUGAAAACAAUGUUCAGGAUCUCCCGAGCUUGCGAGACAAACUGGCGCAUUGGAAGGAGAAGCUGACCAUGCGGGAGGAAAUUCUAUACCGGUUGAAUUACGAGUACAACCAGCAGUAUGUGAUACCAGCGGUGACGCACGCGAAGAAUCUAUCGAAUUACGCCGACCAGUACGUGAGCUUGUUCGCCGAGACGCGGGACAUCGCAGCCAGCCCUUUGAAGGCCAGUCAAGCCUACAAGAACAUCGUCGAUGGUCUGAAAGCGGCGAAGGUCACCGCACUGGCGGCUAAGACGGCUAUCGAGGAGGUGUACGCGAAGGUCUUCCCUCCUUCGGAACGAAAGUCGCUGUUGGAUGAAGCCAAGGAGGCAUUUUCCAAAACCUCUCGCCAGUGGGAAACGGCGAAAGAGCAUAAUAAACUAGUCAAGAAAGCGAGCGCUGAAGUAGAGGCGCAGAAACGAGCCGUGUACACGUUGAAAGACACGUUGAACAGCACUGGGAUCAGAGACAAUCAGAUCAACGUAAAACUGCGGGAGCUUCAGGGCAGCAGCAAAAAGUUCCACGAGGAUGUGCAGAAUAUUUUGAACGAGAACGACGAAGUGACGGAAUCGAUUAGGAACAAGCAACGAUUGAUCGAUGAUUACAAUCAGGGGAUCGCCGACAGGCUGAGGCCAAAGUUGAACGAACUAAAACGCGAAGGCGACUCGAAGAUCAGCUUGGCCAGCGAGAAACUGACAGAGGCACUGAGCAAUAUUAAGAAAGCCGACGCGAAGUUGAUCAGCUUGUCGAACGCUGCGAUGAAGCGGAAGGCUGUCUUCGACAAGUGGAACGACACGUUAGCUACGAAGCUACAGAAUCUCAAAGAUAAGAUCGCGGAGGCCCGUAAUACCGCCGACGGGAUACGCGUCUCUCUGAAAUCGGCGCAGGACAAGCAAUGCAUCCGUUCCUACAGACCGGAGACACUGCAACCUUCGGCGACCUCGUCGAUCGUGAUGACAUUCGCGCUUCCGGCCGGGCGCAAAGACGGUUCCCUGUUUUACUUGCCCAGUGGAAUAAACGAUGACUUCAUCGCUCUAGAGAUAGUCGACAGGAGAGUACGGUUUUUGUGGAACGUCGGCGGCGGUACGGGCCUCCUGACGCAUCCCGAAGUCCUCGAAAGCGGAGAUCCGCAGAACGACACGUUCUGGUAUCGGAUCGAGGCUGAGAGAACUCGACAUGUAGGUAAGCUGAGCGUGCGCAAGCAAAUAUCCACAUCCGGCAAGUAUUUGCCUGUCGUUAAUUCCACCAACUCCGAGUAUGGUCGUUUCGACAUUCUGCCUACGGACCGAGUGUGGAUAGGAGGUAUUCCCAAGUCGCAGAAGAAGCCGACGGAACUGAUUGCGCCGAACGGCCUCGCCGGUUGUGUACAUCAGGUGAUCUUCGAUGGAAAGCAGAUCGGCCUCUGGAAUUUUGUCUCGACCGCGCCAGAUAUGGCCUGUGCAGCCUGCGUGGAAGGAGUGGAAGCCGCCAGAGACGAUAUAGCUUACAGUUUCAAUGGCAAAGGUUACGCCGUGAGGAACAGAGUCUCGUCCGCUCCGUACAGCAAGUAUAUGUUCGGAGUGUCCUUCAGUUUUCGAACAUACGACGAGAACGCGUUGCUGUUCUUGGCGAUCAACCCGGAUAACAACCAGCAUAUCAUGAUCUACUUGCGGGAAGGUAGGGUGAUCCUCGACGUCGGCUACGGCGGGAACGUCAGUAUAGAGAUGUCCUCAACGUACAAGUAUAACACUGGCAACUGGACAAAGGUAGACGCCGGCAGGCAGUAUCAAGUGCAAAAGCACAUCGAGAAGUGCAGUCUAAGCAUCGACUCUGACGACAAGCGGAUCGGCGCGCCCACGCCUCAGCCUAGGAAAGAGGACCUCCCUAAUUUGGCGCAGGCCAAGUAUUACAUCGGCGGCUUGCCGCCGAGUUUCCGCGCCGACGAGGUGUUACCUUCCCAGGUGUCGUUCCUCGGCUGUAUGUCCAAUCUUGUGGUACAACAAGGUUACGAUCCGAUGGCGGAACUGUAUUACGGGGUGGAGCCCAGUUGUCGUAGAAAGCCAUUGAAGAUAGUCGGAUUUUACGGGGACGGCUACCUGGAGCAUCCCGCGUACACCUUACGGAAGAAACACUCCGUUCUAAGCUUCUCCUUCAGGACCCCGCAAGAAGCAGCCAUGCUGCUUCUUUCCACAUUCGAGGGUAACGAGGACAGGCCAAGUGUCGGCAACACAGGCCAAGGAGAAAAUAAUAACUAUUAUUCCGUAUGCAUCGUCAACGGGCAAGUGCAGGUGCGUCUGAACGCCGGCCAGGGCGAGCUGGUUCUGCAGUCGAACAGCACUUUCAACGACGGCCGAUAUCACUCGGUCACCGUCAUUAAGAGAAGGAAAGAGGUGGAACUGAGGAUCGACGACGCGUAUCAGAGCACAGGGAGAUUAGCCACCAGCGCAGCCAUCAAAGCUCCGAGCGCAAACAAAGGGCUGUUCUUCGGCGGACUGCCAGCUCUCAUCAAUAACACCAAAAUGGUCACUACCAACACGCCGUUGUACGGUGCUAUCAAGGAUGUGAUUGUCAAUGACGAAAUCCUCCGAUUCGACGACGCCAUUAACUUCGAUCACGCUCUGAUCGGCCGCUCCGGGCCGAGCAUGGGGAAAGACCCGCCGAGCUACGUGCCCUCGGCAUCGCUGUCCCGGGGAAUGUCUACGCAACCCGAGGGGUGCCAAAAGGUGCCGUAUUACUCGUUAGAACCGGGCGCUCUAAAAUUCGGCGAUAAACCGCACAGUCACACGCAGCUCUAUCUCAACUUCAAGAAGUUUUGGGAGAAAGACUACGUGAUCGAAUUCGAUUUCAGGACGUAUUAUCCUAACGGGCUGCUUUUCAUCACCCCGGGUCUCAGACUAAGGAACUAUCUGAUGGUGGUUAUUCAAGACGGGCAGCUUCUUCUAUUGCUAAAGGGUAAGCAGCACAGAGAGAUGCUGUUCAAGACACCGUUCAACGACGGCAAUUGGCACCAUGUCGUCCUCAGUCGCGAAGAAAGGAAGCUCACUCUGUUGGUGGACACCCAGACACCGCGCACUCUCAAACUGCCGAGGAGAGCCGGCCUGGCGUCUAUGAUGUACAUAGGAGGUCUUCCGGAGAACGGGACGCCUCUGCCGGAUAACGUGGUCACCAAACUGGAGACUCUGAAGGGCUGCAUCAGAGGCUUGCGAGUCAACGGGAACGUUUACGAUAUGGUAGGCUCCACCAGCAGAGCUUUCAACGUCGGCCAAUGCUUCCCGAGCGUCGAGAGCGGCGCAUAUUUCCAAGACGAGGCGUACGCCAUUUACCAGGAGAAUUUCGAGCUGGGUGCCGUGCUGGAGCUCCAGCUGGAGUUCAGAACGUCGGAAUUGUCCGGCGUGCUGCUGUCGAUCAGCGCGCCCGACGGCUCGCCCUCCUUGGCGCUGGAGCUCAACAACGGCAGGGUAAUCAUGUCGGGUGAUCUGGGCGACAACAAUCCGUUGUACGUGGAGCAACGGUUCGCCAGUCCGUACGCGAUCUGCGACAAUCGGUGGCACAGGAUUCAGGCGGUGUACAAUGACGAGGAGCUGGCGCUCAAGGUGGACGAGCUGGAUCAGAAGUACGGCCUGCCCACAAAAGCGAAUUAUCACUUCGCCGACUCCACUACCUACGGGCCGUUGUACAUAGGCGGUAUACCAGCGUCCGCUCAAAAAGGCUCGCUGAUAACACGGGAUCACUUCAACGGGUGCAUUAGGAACGUGAUGAUAGGAGGGGAGAGGCGGGACUGGACGGACAUGGCUGAGCUGCACAACAUCCAUCUGAGCUCCUGUCCGGUUCAAUGACAACUCGCGACGAAGGAUGAGGACGAAGCUCUGCGUUCGGCGUUUAGUUCCAAAGACUGCUCGAGGAAUCGUACCGGGUGUUCGCGAUCGCACUGAGAUUAACGUGCCAUAUUCGCAUGUGGGCGGGUUCUUAACACAUCGCGGGCCGAGGACGCGAAUCGACGACGUCUUUAGCUUCUUGCAGCAUUGACGAGUAUCCUAUGAGGACAUCCGUGGAAUCCACUUCCUUACGUGGAUUCGACGUGGAUGUAAGACGUAGAUGUCUUUGUGGGAAAUAGAAAUAUUGUCGAUUCACAUUUUCAGGGAAGAAACUUCACCUGUAUAUUCUGUCUCUUGAUGUCCCUUUAUAAGGGAUAACGUUGCAAUAUUGUAUUAAAGAAGCAUUACAAGUACGUAUACACUAAAACUGUAUAUUUUAAUUUUGAGUAAAAUACAAUCACAUAUGCGGUCCGCAAUGUGUUGAGACGUAAGACUUAAAACAAAGCCAAAAGAUGCUAAACCGUAGGUCGUUUUGUUAAGCGAAAUGUCGUAUAAUUCGUGACAGAAAGAGAGAGGGACCGUGCGCGUCGAUCCCAGCCCGAUAGAUAAAUGAUGGUGCGAAAAAUUUGUUCGUCUUACACACAUACAUACAUACGUAUAACGCAUGUUAGACGAUAACAUUUUCACGAGUAUGUAGCGAGACCACUGCCAUAUAUAGUUUAAUUGCUCGUAAGUCGCCAUAAGUCAAGCUAGAUAAUUUGUACAUCAGUAUUUAUAUAAAGAAGCCGUUAUUUAUUAUCGUAUAACGCGAAUCCGAUAUUCGUGAGCGUCGUGUGGACGGGACAGCGAGUAGAGCAAAAAAGCGACUACGUUUUAUACUUUUAUAACAUUAGUAAGACUUCUCCGAUAUGUAGGCGUAUUAUCGGAGUUAUUGACACCAUAUUCCGGUGUCGAACCGGAUUCCAUUCGAGAGAUUUCACGGGGACGCGUAAAUGCCCUUUAAAUGAAACAAAGAAAGAACAAACGCCCUUUAAUUGGGCACAAGAUGAGAGAUCCUCGAGGGAGAAUAUUUUUAAUAUAACUUGCGUCUCAUAGUCUCGAUAAUCGGUCGAUGAAUUGUAAUAUAUUAUACAUAUACAGACGAAGAUUAACAAAUAAUGCGCACAUAAAAUAUGCGGGCUCGUUCUAUUCCGUAUAGAACAUAUAUAAACGAUGAAAGUACAACCAUGUUGCUUUUAUUUACCUUCCUUUACAUAUUAAAAGAUAAAGAUAGAUUAUAUUAGUGUCGGUCUACGAGGAUAGUCUGAAAAGUUUUGAGCCUAACAUAAAAACAAGUAUUUUUACGGUCAAAUGCAGUUUUAUUUUUCAGUUUCCUUUUAAGUCGGAAUACUUUUUUCAGCGAUGCUCCAACCUUUUUAACCCUCAUUGGACCCCAGCUUUUUAUGCGUGAUUCUCACUAGGUUGCAGCUGAUUUCGGUAAAUAUGCGAACUUGUCACUUCCUAC
Molecule: messenger RNA, 12235 nt
Organism: Dinoponera quadriceps
Lineage: Eukaryota; Metazoa; Arthropoda; Insecta; Hymenoptera; Formicidae
Gene: wb
Product: laminin subunit alpha-1
Exons: 43
Coding region: 1003-10752 (3249 amino acids)
Biological process (GO): regulation of embryonic development; axon guidance; regulation of cell migration
Cellular component (GO): basement membrane
Molecular function (GO): signaling receptor binding
Source: RefSeq, a predicted model, not a curated record